Racocetra persica is the source of this 381-nucleotide messenger RNA. Lineage: Eukaryota; Fungi; Glomeromycota; Glomeromycetes; Diversisporales; Gigasporaceae. The record is from the annotation of a GenBank genome assembly.
AUGUCAUCUUCAAGUAAUUCUGAUUCUGAAACUCAAGAAUCGGUUGAUAAAAAAGUAAAAAAAGAACAUGCAAAUUUCACAUGGUUCAGAGAAAAUGAAAAAACAAAUUAUCGUAGACCAAUUAUGUUUCCUGAUAAUGAUGGAUAUAUAAUUGAAUAUACUCAAAUUAAGUUGAGUGAUAAGCAAAAUGCUCUUCUUGACAGAAAACAUCGAGAAUUCUUGAAACAGCAUAAAUUUGUUCUCGAUAAGAACAAUAAUAUCGUUGAAGCAACUACUAAAGAAUUUUUACUCGAAUUACUUUAUAAAGUUAAAUUAGCAAACAUCGAAUUUAAGAAUGGUUAUCCGUUUGAUUUACGUGAAUGUAAUAUCGAAAUUAUUUAA